Adineta steineri is the source of this 1779-nucleotide messenger RNA. The record is from the annotation of a GenBank genome assembly. NCBI's taxonomy places the organism in Eukaryota, Metazoa, Rotifera, Eurotatoria, Adinetida, Adinetidae.
AUGAGGAUUCGAUUUGGACGUACGCUUCGUCUUGUACUUGCACUUGCUGUACUUAUUUUAAUGGUACCAUUAUUAAUGUUCAAACUUGAAUCAGCCAAUAAUCACUCUGUUUCUGAUGAAAUUGUAACUGAUUUUAUAAAAGAUGAAAAGACUCAACCUCUUAUUAAUUUUAAACAGAUUGAAAAAUCUAGAGAACGGUUGGCAAAUAUUAGUUUACAACCAGUAAUGACUAAUUCACUAGGAAACUAUGAACCAGCUGAUGCACCUCUAAGAACUGGUCCAGGAGAAGGAGGUGUUCCUGUUAUACUCACAGCCGCUGAAGAACAGGCAGCUCAGCGAACAAUUGCAGAAUUUGGUUUUAAUAUGGUUGCUUCUGAUAAAAUAUCAAUGGAUAGACGUAUUAAAGAUACGAGACCAGCUGAAUGUAAACAUUGGUCAUAUCCAAGUGUACAAUAUUUACCAACAGCUUCAGUCAUUCUUGUCUUUUAUGAUGAAGGUUGGAGUGUAUUGUUACGUACUGUUCAUAGUGUUAUUAAUACAUCACCACCUGAAUUAUUAAAAGAAGUUGUUCUUAUUGAUGAUGGUAGUGGUGAAGCGGAUUUAAAAAAACCAUUAGAAGAUUAUAUAAAACGUUGGAAUGGUCUUGUAAAACUUUACCGUACUGGACAACGUGUUGGUCUAAUUGAAGCACGUACACUUGGUGCAGAAAAAUCAACGGGUGAUGUGAUUGUUAUUCUAGAUGCCCAUUGCGAAUGUGUUAUUAAUUGGCUUCCACCAUUGUUAACACGUAUUGCACUUAAUCGUAAAGCAUUAGCUGUUCCUAUUGUAGAUGGACUUGAAUGGAAAACAUUAGAACAUACUAAUAUCUAUGGUUCAUCACUUUUUCGUGGUAUUUGGGAAUGGGGAUUUUUAUAUAAAGAAACACAAGUACCAGAUCAAGAAUUAUACAAAAGAAAAUAUACUUCUGAACCUUAUUGGUCACCAACACAUGCAGGUGGUUUAUUAGCUAUUGAUCGUCAAUGGUUUUUUGAAUUAGGUGCUUAUGAUCCAGGUAUACGAGUAUGGGGAGCCGAACAAUAUGAACUAUCAUUUAAAGUUUGGCAAUGUGGUGGUACUGUUGAAUGGGUACCAUGUUCACAUGUUGCACAUGCUUAUCGUGGUCCUCGAUCACAUUCAUCAUAUGUACCCGGUACAAGUGCGCAUCAAACAUCAAUAAAUCAUUUACGUUUAGCUCAUGUAUGGAUGGAUGAAUAUGUUGAAUAUUAUUAUCGACGUGAACCAGCUAUUCGUACAUUAGACUAUGGUGAUAUAUCUGAACGAAAAGCACUUCGCGAAAAAUUACAAUGUAAAUCAUUUAAAUGGUUUAUGGAAAAUAUUGCAUAUGAUGUUCUACAAAAAUUUCCACCACCUUCAAAAAAUAUCGUUUGGGGAGAGUGUCGAAAUGUUCAACAUUCUGUUUGUUUACAUGAUCAAGGUGCUUCAUUUGGUCAACCGAUUGGUGUUUCUGCUUGUUAUGGACAGGGUAUAUGGCGUUUGAAUGAAGAAGGCGAAAUAUCUGCUGGUGAACAUUGUUUUAUUUCUGAUCAUGAUAUUGUAAAGAAAAAAUUCUGUUUGGAUCAUAAUGGAAAAUGGAAUCCAAUUGGAGAAUGGCAAUGGGAUAACGCAACACAGCAAAUUCGUAGCAAUAAAGAACAAUCAUGCAUGGAAACAGAUGGCAAGAAAUUAAAAUUAGCUACAUGUGAUAAAAAAAAAACAAUCACAAAAAUGGACAUGGACUGA